AUGUUACGCUCAGCUCUCUUCGCCUUCGCGGCGCUUAGCUCUGUUGUGAACGCCGCUGUCACUCCUGUCACUCGUGGUCGCAAAGCCACAACAGGUAAGUUGACAGAACUUGACCAGGUCCUGGUAUACCAGCCUGCGGCCAACUACACAGAUCCGCGCACUCUCUAUGCGCGUACCCUCGAACUCUGCGAUGGUACUCUCCUGGCCACAUGGGAGAACUACUCGCCCGAGCCACCGUUGGUGUACUUCCCCAUCUAUGAGUCUCUGGACCACGGGAAAACCUGGAGUGAAGUCGGAAGAGCCGAGGACCAGGUCUAUGGUUUCGGUCUGCGAUAUCAGCCGUUUCUAUACGAGCUGGAGCAGGCGUUCGGAGACUACCCGGCCGGCACCAUCUUGCUGUCCGGAAGUGCCAUUCCCACAAACCUGAGCGAAACCAACAUUGAGCUCUAUGCUUCGAGGGAUAAGGGCCGCACCUGGGACUUUGUCUCACACAUCGCCCACGGCGGUGUUGCGGUUCCCAACAACGGCGAGACUCCUGUCUGGGAGCCUUUUAUUUACGUCUACGAAGACACCCUGAUUGUCUACUACUCCGACCAGCGCGACGCAAACUAUGGUCAGAAGCUCGUGCACCAGGAGACGACUGACUUGGUCAACUGGUCCGAUGUCAUCGACGAUGUUGCCCACACCCCCUACACUGACCGCCCCGGCAUGCCUACCGUUUCGAAGCUGCCCAACGGCAAGUUCAUCUACACCUAUGAGUGGGGCGGUAAUGAGCUCUCGGAGUCCUACUCCUUCCCAGUGACCUACCGCAUCGCCGACGACCCGCGCAAGUUCAUCGACGCGACCGACAACUACGUCAACGCCUCGGGCACGAUCCCCAGGGGCAGCCCGUAUAACGUGUGGUCGUCGGUCGGAGGAGAGAACGGCAGCAUCAUCGUCAGCUCCGGCACCAACCAGGAGCUCUUCAUCAACCGCGCGCUCGGCGACCCUGACGCCUGGGAGAAGUACGAGAUCUCGCAGCCCACCGCCUACACGCGCAGCCUGCGAGUGCUCGCCGAGGACAACGACUACCUCAUUGUUGCCGGUGGCGGCGUCUUGCCGCCCAGCACCACUAACAAUGUCACUCUUAGUAUAUAUAAGCUCACUGAGCUCUUAGGUCUGUAG
Truncatella angustata is the source of this 1164-nucleotide messenger RNA. Its product is annotated as BNR/Asp-box repeat protein. The transcript has 3 exons. The record is from RefSeq and is a predicted model, not a curated record. The coding region runs from base 1 to 1164 and encodes 387 amino acids. Lineage: Eukaryota; Fungi; Ascomycota; Sordariomycetes; Amphisphaeriales; Sporocadaceae.